CUCCUUUUUCUCGUCUGUACUUUCAUUUUUCACUACUUACUACAGCAGCAACAAUGAUUUUUUCUUCAAGAAUUGUAUAAAGUUCGUUAUCAAAUUUGUUUUUCUUGUUGUUUGUGAAGUAGGUGAAAAAUGACUCACAAGAAGUUCGAACACCCUAGACACGGUUCCUUGCGAGAAAUCUCAAGGAAGAGUGGUCACAUUAGGAAGAGGAGAUACCCACGAUGCCCAGACUGAGUUUGAUAGGACUAAGAAAGACAUAACUUGGGGUGUUAUUUCUCUCCCCCGUAAGACUCACACGGGUUUGAGGAAGGUUGCUUGUAUUGGUGCAUGGCAUCCUACCAGAGUGACAAAUGGUAAGGGUUAUGAAGGUCUUGUUACUCGUUGGGGUGUAACCCAUCUUUCCUAUAAGACUCACAGGGGUUCGAGGAAGGUUGCUUGUAUUGGUGCAUGGCAUCCUGCCAGAGUGACAAAAGGUAAGGGUUAUGAACGAGUUGUUAUUCGUUGGGCUGUUACUCAUCUCCCACGUAAGACUCACAUGGGUUUGAGGAAGGUUGCUUGUAUUGGUGCAUGGCAUCCUGCUAGAGUAACAAAAGGUAAGGGUCAUGAAGGGGUUGUUACUCGUUGGAGUGUUACCCGUCUCCCCCGUAAGACUCACAUGGGUUUGAGGAAGGUUGCUUGUAUUGGUGCAUGACACCCUGCCAGAGUGACAAAAGGUAAGGGUCAUGAAGGUGUUGUUACUCGUUGGGGUGUUACCCGUCUCCCCCGUAAGAGUCACAUGGGUUUGAGGAAGGUUGCUUGUAUUGGUGCAUGGCAUCCUGCCAUAGUUUCCUCCACUGUUGCAAGGGCUGGUCAAAACGGUUACCACCACUGUACUGAGCUGGACAAGAAGAUUUACAACCUCGGCAAAUAUGGAGAAGAUACCUACGAUGCCCAAACUGAGACCGAGAAAGACAUCAAUCCCAUGGGUGGUUUCCCUCACUCCAAUUUCUUUGAGAAGCAGGUUCCUAUUGAUGCUGAUUUCCAUAAGGAUGAAGUGAUUGACAUCAUUGGAGUGACAAAAGGUAAGAGUUAUGAAUAUGUUACUCCUUGAGGUGUUACCCAUAUCCCCCGCAAGACUCACAGGGGUUUAAGGAAGGUUGCUUAUAUUGGUGCAUGGCAUCCGACCAAAGUUUCCUUCACCGUUGCAAGGGCUGUUUCAAGUGCUUGAUAGGCCGGUAACAUUCUCUUUUUAGUUGUACCCAUAAUACUUCUAGUUUGGAUCAUAUAUUCCUUUUCCUUAUCUUAGGUUUUGAUUCAUAAAAUGUUAUGGUUGUUUCCACCAAAUUGCUCUUAACACUCAGUUUAUGACAACAUGCAAAUCUAUUUUAGAAGUUUUUGAAAAUGUUUGUGAUAAAUUGUUAAACUUCUGGUGAAAGCAUUUA
Vicia villosa (hairy vetch) is the source of this 1421-nucleotide messenger RNA. Its product is annotated as large ribosomal subunit protein uL3y-like. The transcript is spliced from 5 exons. Bases 776 to 1090 code for a protein of 104 amino acids. Gene Ontology annotation, molecular function: RNA binding; structural constituent of ribosome. Gene Ontology annotation, biological process: translation; ribosomal large subunit assembly. Lineage: Eukaryota; Viridiplantae; Streptophyta; Magnoliopsida; Fabales; Fabaceae. The record is from RefSeq and is a predicted model, not a curated record. Gene Ontology annotation, cellular component: ribosome; cytosolic large ribosomal subunit.